UGGAUCAUUAAGGACAGCACUGUAUAAUUACCUUUUUGCUAAGAAGAUGAAUGGGGAUUUUAUUUUACGUAUUGAAGAUACGGACAAAGUAGUUUAUUUUUUGGUUAAAAUAGAGCCUAAGGAUUUAAUAUUUGAAAAGGCGCGAAUUGUUAAAAAUUCAGAGGAAAAUAUAUAUAAGAUGCUUAAAUGUGUUGGAAUUGAUUGGGACGAAGGGCCUAUUGUUGGAGGAAAACAUUAUCCGUAUAAACAGUCGCAAAGGAUAAAUAUAUAUUUAAAAUAUGCUAAUUUACUUCUUGAGGUAUUUUUUAUGUAAAUUUAAUUAUUAUAUGAAAUAAGUAGUCAGGCAAAGCAUAUAGAUGUUUUUGUUCAGUAGAUCGUCUUGAAAAAUUAAAAAAAAUGUCUAAAAUUCAAGGGCUUUCAGGAACGUAUGAUAGAAAUUGUAUGUCGAUUCAUAUAGAAGAAUCGAAUGAAAGAGCGUUAAAAGGGAAUAAAUUUGUAUUUCGUUUUAAAGUUCCUGAAAAAUACCCAGUAGUUCAUGAUAUUGUUUAUGGAGAUAUUGAUUUUUCUGGUCCGAUUAAUAUACAAAAAAAAGUAUAUGAUGAUCCAAUAAUUAUAAAGUCAGAUACAUUUCCUACAUAUCAUUUUGCUAGUGUAGUUGAUGACUAUCUUAUGAAUAUAACACAUGUAAUUAGAGGAGAGGAGUGGUUAUCAUCAACAUCAAAACAUCUUGCCAUUUAUCAAGCUUUUGGAUGGACACCGCCUAGAUUUGCUCAUGUAUCACUGUUAGUAAAUCCAGAUGGUUCAAAAAUAAGCAAAAGAUGUAAAGAUACCCAUAUUCAACAUUAUAUUGAUGAAGGAUAUUCUUCAGACGCUUUAUUAAAUUAUGUUGCUCUUAUUGGAUGGUCGCCAAAAACAUCGAAUGAUGUAUUCACUAUGCAAGAGUUGAUUGAUAGGUUUUCACUUGACAAUCUUACUAAAGGAACUGCAAUAGUUAUGCCAGAAAAGCUUAAUUUUCUUAAUAAAGAACAUUUUCUUCUCUCUACUGAUAAUGAAGAUGGAAUUAAAAAAAUUAUCAAAAAAAUCAAGCCUAAAAUUCUAUCAUUAUAUAAAAAAAAGAUUUUAGAAGAUAAUAAUAUGGAGCGUCUUGAAGACGAAUAUAUUUAUAAAGUUAUUGUAGCACUUAGAAAAAAAGUACAAAAUAUAAAUCAAUUGAUUGAGUCGAGUAAUUAUUUUUUUGUCGAGCCACACUAUAAUGAACAUAUUCUUAAUGAAUUUAAAUUAACAUCAAAAGAUUUAGAAUUAACUUUAAAAAUAAUUCAAGAAUUAAACAAGAUUAAUCUAUGGAAUCCUGAUGAGAUUAUUUCUACUGUUACAGAAAUUGCAACUGCUGAAAAUAUUAAAAUAAAAAAAAUAAAGAUGAUAUUACGAUUUUGUUGUACUGCUACAAUUGUUGGUGCAGAUAUCAUUCAAAUUUUGUAUAUAUUAGGUAAAAAAUCUAUAAUAUCAAGAAUCAACAAAGCUAUGGAAUGGAAUAAAAGCAUCUAUCACGAAUAAUAUAUUAUUUUCUACAAAAAAUGUUAAUGAAUUAUAUAUUUUGAAU
Molecule: messenger RNA, 1600 nt
Organism: Pneumocystis carinii B80
Lineage: Eukaryota; Fungi; Ascomycota; Pneumocystomycetes; Pneumocystales; Pneumocystaceae
Product: glutamate-tRNA ligase
Exons: 8
Coding region: 397-1554 (385 amino acids)
Biological process (GO): glutamyl-tRNA aminoacylation
Molecular function (GO): glutamate-tRNA ligase activity; tRNA binding; ATP binding
Source: RefSeq, a predicted model, not a curated record